Brassica napus (rape) is the source of this 2000-nucleotide messenger RNA. RefSeq lists its product as uncharacterized. The transcript is spliced from 3 exons. Bases 784 to 1821 code for a protein of 345 amino acids. The record is from RefSeq and is a predicted model, not a curated record. NCBI's taxonomy places the organism in Eukaryota, Viridiplantae, Streptophyta, Magnoliopsida, Brassicales, Brassicaceae.
GUGGGGGAGUCAGCAAACCCCACUUCUUUUUUGUAAAAAAAAAAGAAGAGAAUUUUAGAUAAAAUUUGUAUAACUUUUUUAUUGACCCCAUUAAAAAAAUAAAUUUGAUCUCAAAAAAAUAAUUACAAAACAUUAAAGACAAAAUUUAAUUACAACUUAUAUGUUUUUAUUUUUAAAUCUUUGGAUUUAUAUUAGUUUUAAUCUUAUUUUUCUAUAAUUACAAAACUUUAGUAAAUCACUAAACAUAUUUUGUAAUUUUAAACAUUGUUAAUGUUAGUUUAAUAUAGAAACAUUAAAAAUAAACAAACUUAAAAAAAAAGUUUUAAGGUAUAAGUGAGUGUCGAAUAUAUUUGUAGUUUUAUUUGGAGUAAUACAUUUGUAGUUUUUGGUCGUUUAUACGUUAUGCUUUUGAUUUUUUUUUUGACCCCAGUACAAAAUUUUUUUGGCUCCGCCAUCGCAUGUACGUUUAAUUUUCUUAGAGAUCAUCGAGCUGAGUUCGAACUUUUCUUCGAUACCUCUCAUUAAAACUAAACCAGAAAACCAGUGUGUCCGAUAUCUGGUUAACAUCAAACCAAUACACACCUGGAACUGAAUCACCAAAAGUAGCGCUAAACCUAAAUUCUAACGUCCCAACUUUAUAGGGAUAUAUGAUUUUUAUAAAUCUUUCUUUUUUUUAACAAGAUUUUUAUAAAUCUUUCUUAUAUUCGUAAAAGGACUUUGUAUAUAUAUAUAUAAAUAAAAGUUUGUAUCCUUAUUUGCAAACAUAGGGGAUUGAAAAAGAAGAUGAAUAGCGUUGAAGCACAAGAAAGAUCUGCAGAAUUUCUAGACAUGGCCAGAUCUUUGUUUUGGUUUGAGCGUUUGCUUCUCUCCGUGAUGCUUCUCUUCUCCUCCAAUGGAGUCUCAUUAUUUAUCGGUCCUCUCCUUUUCUCCACUACCUUUUGCGCAUUACUCUUACACUGGUUAUGCCGUAAAAACUCUUCUGCAGACCGCUCUGGUGUUACUACUAGCCGAAUCUGGCUGUUUCUGUCCGACCGGUUCGUGUUUCUGGCGGCUCUAGGCGAUUAUAAGGCCGUCUGGCUUUUCCGUCUCACCGUUAUUAUCGCCGUCGCGGUUCACUAUGUUUACAUCAUCCAGUACCUUGAUAUAUCUUAUAAAACCCAUCUCGCCGAACUGAGAUGGAUUGAUGAUGACUCUAGUGAGGAAGGAGAUGUGAGCAAGGAACUGGAAAAGACGAGGGAGUUAUUAGAAGAUUUGAAAGAGCAUGGAAAGAAGAUCGAUACAGAAAUGGAGUUUAUAGACCACCUUAUCAAUCCAGAUCUUGAAACACAUAGAAGAAACUUGUCCGUAAAACUCUUAGAGUUACGUAAAGAGAUGAGAGAUGUUGGAGGAAAGAUAAGAACAUAUAAGGAGUUGAUGAGCAUUUUUGUCAACUCAGAACUUAUUUUAAGAUCUAAGGUCGAAGAGGAUAUAAAAGCUUCGAGAGAAGUUGCAUCUCUAGCCGACCAAGUUCAUGAAGCCUACUUUGUGAUCCAAGAAACUGCCAAAGCGGCGAAAACAACAUCUGACAGAGCUUAUCUAACCUACUUAUGUGCGCAAGAAAUCUCUGCACAAAUUCAAAACAAGAGAUGGAUGAUAAGAUUAGAUAUUGAGGGGUUGCCAGUGCUUAGAGAGGAAGUGAGGCGAAUGUCGUUGCAAUUUGCUGCUAGAAGAAUGGAGGCGAAGGUUGCUGCCGACAGAGCCGCCGAGGAGCUUUCAAAUGCAAGGGUGAAGCUGAUGGAGACGGUCGGGAUCCAACAGUGGGAGGAGUACAAAAUCAACUAAGUCUUGCAUUAUAUUUAAGUGAUAAGUAAUAUUUCUCUUUAUUAUGUUACCAGAGGAAUUCCAUUUUCAACCGGUGUUGGGUCAUAGUUUAGCGGAGGGUUUUGGGUUUUUACCAAAUUUAUCAAGUUUUUAAUUAAUGAGUUUUCAUUAACUCCGAACCAAAUUAUAUACAGUACUGC